UCCAUCUCUUGCACAAAGAAAAAAUAAUUGGGUUAAGUUAAAUUGUUAGAGAGAGAGAUGGGAGAUGAUGAGCAGAACAACUCAGGUGGGAGGUUUGGUGUGAUGAUGAAGAAGCUGAAACCUUAUUUGCUGGUGGUGAGCUUGCAAUUUGGGAGUGCAGGGAUGUACAUAAUCAGCAUGGCCACUCUCAAUCAUGGCAUGAAUAGAUAUGUUCUCAUCGUCUAUCGCAAUGCUACUGCAGCACUUGUCCUCGCUCCUUUUGCCUUGGUUCUUGAAAGGAAAACGAGGCCGAAAAUGACAAUUUCUACCUUUUUGCACAUUAUGGUGCUGGGAUUUCUAGAGCCAGUCAUUGAUCAGGGAUUUACGUACUUGGGGAUGAAAUACACAUCGGCCUCAUUUGCAUCUGCCAUCAUGAAUGCCGUUCCGUCUGUCACCUUUGUAAUCGCAGUUAUUUUUAGGGUCGAAACUGUAAAAAUCAAAGAGGUGCGAAGUCAAGCCAAGGUGAUAGGAACCCUAGUAACCUUUGCUGGUGCUUUGCUGAUGACACUGUACAAAGGCCCUGUCAUUGACCUCCUGUGGUCGCACAAAACCAGCAGCCACCAUGAAAGUAGCAGCACCACUAUAAACUCCAACCAACACUGGAUAGCCGGGACACUCUUUAUCCUCCUGGGUAGUGUUGCCUGGUCCUGUUUCUACGUAUUGCAAUCUAUAACAGUGAAGAAAUACCCAGCAAACAUCUCACUUUCCUGCUUUAUAUGCUUGGCGGGAGCGUUGCAAGGCUCAGCUGUAGCAUUUACUGUAGAGCGUCGCCCUAGUGCAUGGGCGGUUGGAUGGGAUUCAAGGCUCCUUGCACCUCUCUACACGCCUUUUCAAUGGUUUAGGGUACUAAUUAGCUCUGGGAUUACAUAUUACGUGCAAGGCUUGGUUAUGAAGACUAGAGGCCCGGUUUUUGUAACGGCUUUUAACCCUCUCUGCAUGAUUAUCGUGUCCAUUCUGGGUUCCAUUAUUCUAGCUGAGAAACUUCACCUUGGCAGUAUCAUUGGAGGCAUGGUCAUCGCAUUUGGCCUUUAUUCUGUGGUGUGGGGUAAAAGCAAGGAUUAUGGCACUAACCCAGCUGUGCAAUCCAAUACUACUGUGAAGGAUGAAGCUCAGGAGUUACCAAUUACUAAUGCAAACGCUAUCAGUGGUGGAAAAUUGGUGAUUGAUAAAAAUAGCAUCGACCAGCCAUCCCAAAUGCAAUUAAAGACUGUCCAAAUAUAAUGCUGAUCAAGAACUUUUUAUUUAUCGUUUGAAUUUUAUCGGAUGCUCUUGAAGGAACAAGUACUUUAUAUGUAUAAAGAGUCUGAUAAUGCCUCUGUAUUAUAUUCCCUUUUGAUUGUAAUUAUGUAGUAAGUCACUUUUCUCUAGCUCUUAGCUAUAGCUUUAUGUAGUAGUAUGAAUUGACACAAAGAACGGUGUCAACAAGCCACAAUAAGAAUAUAUACCAUGGGUCUAUUCGUCC
Messenger RNA from Pyrus x bretschneideri (Chinese white pear), 1501 nucleotides. Its product is annotated as WAT1-related protein At4g08290. The coding region runs from base 58 to 1260 and encodes 400 amino acids. Gene Ontology annotation, molecular function: transmembrane transporter activity. NCBI's taxonomy places the organism in Eukaryota, Viridiplantae, Streptophyta, Magnoliopsida, Rosales, Rosaceae. The transcript has 7 exons. Gene Ontology annotation, cellular component: plasma membrane. The record is from RefSeq and is a predicted model, not a curated record.